AGUGUGAUAGAGCCUCUCUAGUACAGCUUUGAGAACAUGCCAUUUUGCUAGCAAGGUCUCUGAUGGGAACACCAAGCUCUGCAGUGUAUUUUUUGGCUUCAGCUUGUAUAAUCUGUCUUUAUCUAGUCGUAUCUUGAAGCUCAAUAAACAGAAGUACCAGGUUUGGAUGUCCUGACAUCCUGACAUCCUCCCCAGCUGGUAACAGGCAUGUGGAAUAUUUAGACAAGCAUUUUUUUCUAUUUUCAAAAUUUGCUACAUGAUUGUAGCACUACAGAAGACAAGAUUUUAAUAAACUGUAUGUUUCCUGAAGAUAAUGGCUCUGAUUUGGGCAUUUUGUCUUUUUUUUUGUUUUUCCCUCUGCAGGAAGAAGGUAUCGUGAAGGAAAUAGACAUCAGUCAUCAUGUCAAGGAAGGUUUUGAAAAAGCAGAUCCUUCUCAGUUUGAGCUGUUGAAAGUAUUAGGACAAGGUUCAUAUGGAAAGGUAUUUCUAGUCAGGAAGAUAAAAGGAUCUGAUGCAGGCCAGCUUUAUGCCAUGAAGGUACUUAAGAAGGCAACUCUAAAAGUUCGGGAUCGGGUACGAUCUAAAAUGGAGAGAGAUAUUUUGGCAGAAGUGAACCAUCCUUUCAUAGUCAAGCUUCAUUAUGCAUUUCAAACAGAGGGAAAGUUGUAUCUAAUACUAGAUUUCCUGCGGGGAGGGGACCUUUUCACCAGACUCUCCAAAGAGGUGAUGUUUACAGAAGAGGAUGUCAAGUUCUACUUAGCUGAGCUGGCCUUGGCAUUAGACCACCUCCAUGGUCUUGGAAUUAUUUACAGGGAUCUAAAACCAGAAAACAUUCUUCUUGAUGAGGAGGGUCACAUUAAGAUAACAGAUUUUGGUCUGAGUAAAGAAGCCAUCGACCAUGACAAGAGAGCGUACUCGUUCUGCGGGACCAUAGAGUACAUGGCCCCAGAGGUGGUGAACCGGCGAGGGCACACGCAGAGCGCUGACUGGUGGUCCUUUGGCGUGCUCAUGUUUGAAAUGCUGACGGGAUCAUUACCCUUCCAGGGAAAAGACAGAAAGGAGACAAUGGCACUCAUUCUCAAAGCCAAACUGGGAAUGCCACAGUUCUUGAGCAUAGAAGCCCAGAGCCUGCUGCGCGCCCUCUUCAAAAGGAACCCCUCCAACAGAUUAGGUGCUGGAUUUGAUGGAGUGGAAGAAAUUAAACGUCACCCUUUCUUUGUUACUAUAGACUGGAAUAAACUGUACAGAAAAGAAAUCAAGCCGCCUUUCAAGCCCGCGGUGGGGCGGCCAGAAGACACCUUUCAUUUUGAUCCAGAGUUCACAUCUCGGACCCCCACAGAUUCCCCAGGUGUUCCUCCAAGUGCCAAUGCUCAUCAUCUUUUCAGAGGGUUCAGCUUUGUUGCCUCUAACUUGGUGCAGGAGCCUGCACAGCAAGAUGUGCACAAAAUCACUGUUCACCCAAUUGUGCAGUUGCACGGGAACAACAUUCAUUUUACUGAUGGAUACGAGAUCAAGGAAGACAUAGGAAUUGGCUCCUAUUCAGUGUGCAAGAGAUGCAUUCAUAAAGCUACAGAAACAGAGUUUGCAGUGAAGAUAAUUGAUAAGAGCAAGAGAGACCCCUCUGAAGAAAUUGAGAUACUCUUGCGAUAUGGACAGCAUCCAAACAUCAUUACUCUUAAAGAUGUCUAUGAUGAUGGGAAAUUCGUGUACCUGGUGAUGGAGCUGAUGCGGGGUGGCGAGCUGCUGGACCGCAUCCUUCGGCAGAAAUGUUUCUCAGAGCGGGAGGCCAGCGCUGUGCUGUGCACCAUCACCAGGACUGUGGACUACCUACACUCUCAGGGCGUGGUACACCGAGAUCUCAAGCCAAGUAAUAUCCUCUACAUGGAUGAGUCAGGAAACCCAGACUCUAUCAGGAUCUGUGACUUUGGGUUUGCCAAGCAACUCAGAGCGGAGAAUGGGCUGCUCAUGACUCCCUGCUACACGGCCAACUUUGUCGCUCCUGAGGUCCUUAAACGCCAAGGUUAUGAUGCAGCCUGUGACAUUUGGAGCUUGGGGAUCCUGCUGUACACCAUGUUGGCAGGAUUCACUCCUUUUGCAAAUGGACCAGAUGACACUCCAGAGGAGAUUCUGGCCAGGAUUGGCAGUGGCAAAUAUGCUCUUACAGGAGGAAACUGGGAUUCAGUAUCUGAUACUGCAAAGGACAUUGUGUCCAAGAUGCUUCAUGUAGACCCUCAUCAACGCCUCACAGCAGUCCAAGUCCUGAGACAUCCAUGGAUAGUGAACAGGGAGUACCUGUCUCAAAACCAACUCAGCAGACAAGAUGUUCACCUGGUGAAGGGUGCAAUGGCAGCCACUUAUUUUGCUUUAAACCGAGCACCUCAGGCACCAAGGCUGGAGCCUGUAUUGUCCUCCAAUCUGGCUCAGCGGCGAGGCAUGAAAAGACUUACCUCUACCAGAUUGUAG
Molecule: messenger RNA, 2463 nt
Organism: Cinclus cinclus
Lineage: Eukaryota; Metazoa; Chordata; Aves; Passeriformes; Cinclidae
Gene: RPS6KA2
Product: ribosomal protein S6 kinase A2
Exons: 20
Coding region: 298-2463 (721 amino acids)
Biological process (GO): intracellular signal transduction; protein phosphorylation
Molecular function (GO): ATP binding; magnesium ion binding; ribosomal protein S6 kinase activity
Source: RefSeq, a predicted model, not a curated record